Molecule: messenger RNA, 1924 nt
Organism: Thamnophis sirtalis
Lineage: Eukaryota; Metazoa; Chordata; Lepidosauria; Squamata; Natricidae
Source: RefSeq, a predicted model, not a curated record
AAUGAGGUUAGAUCUGACUGCAACGAGGCAUUACCAAAAUGGUGUUCCUAAUAAAUGACUGGUUUUCUUUCGAAACUUGGCUUGAGGCUCAUGACUUAAUUAGGGCAUCUUUCGGAAACCUGACAUUAAGAAGUCGUGGGUGAGUAGCCUGUCCUGUUCUUUCCUCUCUUGCAGGAGAAACUGAGCCAUGAUGUUGGUGUUAACCCUGGUCUAGGAGCUUCGAGUCUCUCCUUUCGAUUCUGUUUUUACGAUUCCUACCUCUCUACCUCAUUCUGGAACCUGUUUUAAGAUGCGUGCCUGGGCAGCUGUGGCCAGCACCCUCAUCUUCAUAGGGAUGGACGUGACGUUGACCACCCUGUUGUAUGAAUACAACCGCCACAACAGGACUAUCCUUCAGGACCUCAAGCACUUCAACAUCUUCGACUCCAUGCUGGAUAUUUGGGGGUCUUGCUUGUAUCGCAGCUGCCUGCUCUUGGGGGCUUCCAUCGGGGUGGCCAAAAACACCAGUUACGGUCCCAAGCGGUUGAAAGGAUCCCGGAUCUUUAUCAUCGUGGUCUGUUUGGCGAUUGGGAUUUACGCCCUGGUCAAGUUGCUUCUUUAUUCUGAAGUGAGGAAGACCAUCAAGGAUCCUUGGUUUUGGGGUUUGUUCGCCUGGACUUACAUCUCACUGGUGGCCACCUUCUCCUUCUGGCAACUGCUCUCCACGGUGACCCCUGCCAGGGAUACCUUGGGGAUCAAUUCGGAAUCCAGGGCCGAAGCAGAAGACAUUGGAGACCCCAGUUCUCGUGGGGUUCGGGGAAAGAAAGAGGAGGCCUCAGCUGCCACCAUUUGUAAACUCCUGUCCUACACCAGGCCAGAUGUCCACUUCCUUGUGGUGGCCUUUUUCUUCCUCUUGCUAGCUGCUUUAGGGGAAACGUUCCUUCCAUACUACACUGGCCAAGCCAUUGAUGGGAUAGUCAUCCAGAAGUCCAUGGACCAGUUUUCCAAGGCAGUGGUGAUCAUGGCCCUUCUAGCCAUUGGAAGCUCAUUUACCGCAGGUAUCCGAGGCGGCCUCUUCACCCUGGUCUUCGCCAGACUGAAUAUCCGGCUCCGUAACAGGCUGUUCCGGUCGCUAGUGGUGCAGGAAAUGAGUUUCUUUGACGAAAAUCUCACCGGCGACAUCAUUUCCCGACUGACAUCGGACACGACCAUUGUGAGCGAUCUCGUCUCCCAAAACAUCAACAUCUUCCUGCGCAACCUGGUCAAAGCCACCGGAGUCAUUGUUUUCAUGUUUAGUCUCUCGUGGCAGCUGUCCUUGGUGACCUUCAUGGGCUUCCCUAUAAUCAUGUUGAUGUCAGACGUUUACGGGAAGUAUUAUAAGCUCACCUUGCUCAUCGUUCAAGUGAGCAUCUUAUAUUAUGGAGGCCACCUGGUGAUCACUGAGCAAAUGACAAGCGGCAACUUGAUAUCCUUCAUCAUUUAUGAAUUCGUCUUGGGAGACUGCAUGGAGUCCAUUGGUUCGGUUUACAGUGGCCUCAUGCAGGGUGUAGGAGCUGCUGAAAAGGUAUUUGAGUUCAUAGACCGCCAGCCCACGAUGUUGAACGAUGGGACGUUGGCUCCUAGCCAACUGGAAGGGAAAGUGGAAUUCAAGAAUGUCACUUUUGCUUACCGCACACGCCCUUCAUCCCAAGUCUUACAGGAUGUCUCCUUCACUCUCCAUCCUGGGAAGGUGACCGCAUUGGUGGGUCCUUCAGGCAGCGGGAAGAGUUCCUGCGUCAACAUCAUAGAGAACUUCUACCCUCUUCAAGCGGGCCAGGUUCUUCUGGACGGGCAACCUAUCGAUAUGUAUCAACACAAGUAUCUUCACUCGGUGGUAUGAAUCGCCAAUGGUUGGGUCUCUAGAUUUGGCUGAGUAUGACAAGAUUAAUUUUCCAAGAAAAAAGAA